Molecule: messenger RNA, 999 nt
Organism: Porites evermanni
Lineage: Eukaryota; Metazoa; Cnidaria; Anthozoa; Scleractinia; Poritidae
Source: the annotation of a GenBank genome assembly
AUGUUCGACAUCACAAAACGUCUACAGCAGGCUAGCCAGGCGGCAAAUCCACAGGAACAUCUGGAAGAAGAGCAUGUCAAAGCCGGUCGAAAUGCUGAAAUCUCGUUGGCAUCUUCUUUGCGCCUGAAAAGUGGACUUGACAAAACUUCGCUGUUUUGUUGCCUGAGAAUUCCAGACAAGUAUAAAGCUAGGAAGAGAGAGAUUGAUGUCGUUGUGGUCAAUGGUGAUGGGAUCUUUUGCAUCGAGGUGAAAUGUUGGAGUGGUUCUGUAGCGUGCAGCGAUGAUAAAUCAAAGUGGAUACAGACAAAAACACGACAGGUCUCGACUACCUCCUUUUCGACCAACCACAUUGAACACGAAAAUAGUGUCACGGAGACUCAAAACAAAGCACGUUUGCUAAGAGAUCAUCUAAGCAGGCAAGAUAUUUUCGUUGCAGAGAAGUUAUUUCGCAGUCGAGUUGUAUUCUGCAACUCAAACGUUGAACUGGACGAUACAAUUUCGAACGAUCCCGCGGUUGUAAAACCGGGCGACCAUGACAAAUUCAUUCAAAGCUUUAGCCGGGGCUACUUAGAAAGUUUGCAAGACGCUAUUGUUCCUUCUUGGGCUUCAGGCAGGCUGUCCUACUCGCAGUUAAGCCAGAUAAAAGCUGUGCUUUCCUCGACAAGCACUUGGGAUGUGAUACAAUUAAACGGAGGAAAGCAACUCUACGGUGAUUUCAAAGAAUGCCCUGGGGUUUCCCUCGAUCGACAGAAAUGUGAAGCACUAGUGUUUUCGCAUCAGAGGAAUCGUGCCUUAAGUAUGACUUGGGCUUUGCUUGGAUACAGUCCGCAAGUUUCGGUCUCUUUGCUGGAGCGAGGUGGAGCUGGUUGGUUAUGGGAUGUAUAUUACGCUUCUUUGAAAAUUCCCCACAAUACGGACGUUGUUUUUCGCAUUUGCGGAGAAGAAAUGGACUCGAAGAUACCAGCGAACGACAUUGAGCGUAUAGUAAUCAGCAUCUGA